Messenger RNA from Lathyrus sativus (Indian pea), 1452 nucleotides. The record is from the annotation of a GenBank genome assembly. NCBI's taxonomy places the organism in Eukaryota, Viridiplantae, Streptophyta, Magnoliopsida, Fabales, Fabaceae.
AUGGAAGACGAAAAUGUUAGAGACGCAUUUUUGAAGAAAAAUUACCAUGAGAAUUGUCCUGGUUGCAAAGUUGACAGAGCAAAAGAGCUCAAAAUUGAUGUUUCAUUUCGAAAUCUCUUCAACAUUUGGACGGUGGUUUUAUGCAGCUCUCUUCCUGUAUCAUCUCUCUUCCCUUACCUAUAUUUCAUGAUAAGAGAUUUCAAUAUUGCAGAAAGAGAGGAGGACAUAAGUGCCUAUGCUGGUUAUUUAGGAUCUGCAUUCAUGUUUGGAAGAUCUUUGACAUCUAUAUUUUGGGGAGUUGUAGCUGAUCGUUAUGGAAGAAAGCCUAUUGUGAUUUUAGGGGUUAUCUCGGUUAUUAUUUUCAACAUACUAUUUGGCCUUAGCACAAGUUUUUGGAUGGCGGUUGCUACACGAUUUUUUCUUGGAUGUUUAAAUGGUUCGCUUGGACCAAUGAAGGCUUAUUGUACGGAAAUUUUUCGAGAAGAAAAGCAAGGUCUUGGACUCUCAACUCUCAGUGCAGCUUGGGGCAUAGGUUUGAUAAUUGGACCAGCAUUGGGAGGUUAUUUGGCUCAGCCAGCAGUGAAAUACCCUCAUCUAUUUCCAAAAGACUCAUUUUGGGAUAAGUUUCCAUAUUUCUUGCCUUCCCUUUCAAUAUCAGCUUUUGCAUUUGUUGUUGCUAUCGCCUGCAUCUGGCUUCCAGAAACACUACACAACCACCCUCAUAGCAACGAGUCUAUUGAUGAUGCUGAAGCUUUAGAAACUGGAAACAAAAGCAUCCAAAAAGAUGAAAACCUCUUCCUAAACUGGCCCUUAAUGUCAUCUAUUAUCGUGUACUGCAUUUUCUCACUUUAUGACGUUUCAUAUCAAGAGGUUUUCUCAUUAUGGGCUGUUAGUCCUAGAAGAUUGGGUGGUUUGAACUUUACAACUGAUAAUGUAGGCGAUGUUCUCGCAAUAUCAGGUAUUGGUCUUAUUAUCUACCAGCUUUCCCUCUACCCAUCAAUGGAAAGAGUUUUCGGACCUAUAAGAUUUUCUUGCAUCUCCGGGGUUUUAUCCAUACCUCUGUUGCAAAGCUACCCCUUCAUAGCAAUGCUUUCUGGCACGACACUCUACCUAGUUAUUAAUAUCGCUUCUCUUCUGAAGAAUGUUCUAAGUAUGACCAUAGUCACUUGUUUGUUUAUUCUGCAAAAUAGGGCAGUGGAACAACAACAAAGAGGUGCAGCUAAUGGCAUUUCUAUGACUGCAAUGUCAAUAUUCAAAGCAAUUGGUCCAGCCGGAGGUGGUGCAGUAUUAGCUUGGUCACAAAAACGGAUGCAUGCAUCUUUUCUUCCAGGAACUCAUAUGGUGUUCUUUGUCUUGAAUGUUGCUGGAGGACUCGGAGUGCUAUUGAUCGUCACACCAUUUUUGAGACAAAAGAAGACAACACCCUCUGACCAGUUAGUUACACUAGCAUAA